UCUCACUACUCUCUCUCCUCCCCGACACGGAAGGAAGUCACUGUCCUCUGUCCCCGCACUCCACGCCCCCCAGAGCCACCUUUUCUUUUCUCGCCUUCCCACCCAACCCGAGCUCCAAAAACUUCACUCUGCCACACUCUCACUCCUUCGCGCGCUCCAAGAACUCGCUCUCGUCUCGCUCGGGGCGCCGCGCCGCCGAGCCAAGAACACUCCGCGCGGGCCGUGGGCAAUGGCGACGCCGACGUCGGCGGCGGCGGAGGGGGCGGCGAGCGAGCCGGAGCUGGUGUCGAUCCCGGCGACGCCGCACGGGCUCUCGACGCCGGAGGGCGCGGCGACCCCGACCGGCGGCGGUGGCGGUGGGCGGAGCAAGAGCGCCGCCGGGACGCCCGGGCGGCGGGUGGUGGAGGGCCUGCGCGGCUACCUGGAGGACGUGGGCCACCUCACCCGCCUCGACCCGCGCGACGCCUGGCUGCCCGUCACCGAGAGCCGCGGUGGCAACGCACGCUACGCCGCCUUCCACUCCCUCAACGCCGGCCUCGGGUUCCAGGCGCUCCUCCUCCCGCUCGCGUUCCCGGCACUCGGAUGGAGCUGGGGGAUAAUAUUUUUGACUAUUGCUUAUUUCUGGCAACUGUACACACUCUGGAUCCUAGUGAAGCUUCAUGAGGCUGUGCCAGGCAGGAGGUACAACAGAUAUGUGGAGCUUGCACAGGCUGCAUUUGGAGAAAAACUGGGAAUGUGGCUGUCUCUUUUCCCAACUAUCUAUCUGUCGGCAGGCACUGCAACCGCGUUGAUCCUGGUUGGAGGGGAGACGAUGAAGCUGUUCUACCAAAUAGUGUGCGGACCACUCUGCUCGCCGAGUCCCAUUACAACGGUCGAAUGGUACUUGGUGUUCACAUCCUUGGCAGUAAUUCUUUCCCAGCUCCCAAAUCUCAAUUCAAUCGCUGGGCUCUCGCUCAUCGGUGGCGCGACUGCGAUAAUGUACUGUACCAUGUCCUGGGUUCUCUCGGUCAGCCAACCGCGGCCACCGACAGUCUCUUAUGACCCAGUGAGAUCAACUUCUUUCGGUACAUCCUUAUUCUCAACCUUGAACGCCCUCGGAAUAGUAGCCUUUGCAUUCAGAGGGCACAAUCUUGCCCUGGAAAUUCAGGCGACAAUGCCAUCGACUUUCAAGCAUCCAGCACAUGUGCCAAUGUGGCGUGGGGCCAAAGUCGCGUACCUCCUGAUCGCAAUGUGCCUCUUCCCUGUCGCCGUCGGAGGCUACUGGGCCUACGGAAACAUGAUGCCGCCGGGAGGGAUGCUGGCGGCGCUCUACGCUUUCCACAGCCACGACACGCCGCAGGGGCUCCUGGCGACGACGUGCCUCCUCGUCGUGCUCAACUGCCUCAGCAGCUUCCAGAUCUACUCCAUGCCGGUGUUCGACAGCUUCGAGGCCUACUACACGGGGCGCACCAACCGGCCGUGCUCGCCGUGGGUGCGGUCGGGGUUCAGGGUGUUCUACGGCUUCCUCUCGCUGUUCAUCAGCGUGGCGCUGCCGUUCCUGUCCAGCCUCGCCGGCCUGCUCGGCGGGCUGACGCUGCCGGUGACCUUCGCGUACCCGUGCUUCAUGUGGAUCCGCGUCAAGAAGCCCGAGCGGCUCAGCUUCAGCUGGUACCUCAACUGGGGGCUCGCCCUACUCGGCACCGCCUUCAGCCUGGCCUUCUCGCUGGGUGGCGUCUGGGGCAUCGUCAGCAACGGUAUGAAGCUCAAGUUCUUCAAGCCGCCCAACUAGUAUAGUUAUGGAAAUUAGUAUGUGGAAAUCACUUGGUGCCAUCUGCAAGUUAUCAGAUGGAAAUUAGUCUGUGGAACUGAAUGUCACAUAUAUAGUUAUGCUCUGCAUAAGGGCAUCAGGAGUGUAUAUUGCCGAGGGGAUCUUAAUGGUGGGUCCCGCACAGGAUAAGGCCACCGUCUCUUGUGUGUAAGGGCAUCCGGAGUGUGCAAAAUUGGCCGGUCUUAAGGCCUAUCUGCAUGGCUAGGGUCAGCCUUAGGGCCUGUUCGGUUCCACUUGCUUAUCAUAAGCAGCUAAAAGAUGCUUAUUUGGAAGAAUUAAACUUUAGUCGUACCUGUUUGGUUUCA
Molecule: messenger RNA, 2112 nt
Organism: Setaria italica (foxtail millet)
Lineage: Eukaryota; Viridiplantae; Streptophyta; Magnoliopsida; Poales; Poaceae
Product: lysine histidine transporter-like 8
Exons: 5
Coding region: 230-1768 (512 amino acids)
Cellular component (GO): plasma membrane
Source: RefSeq, a predicted model, not a curated record